This is a messenger RNA of Fraxinus pennsylvanica, 1005 nucleotides long. NCBI's taxonomy places the organism in Eukaryota, Viridiplantae, Streptophyta, Magnoliopsida, Lamiales, Oleaceae. The record is from the annotation of a GenBank genome assembly.
AUGGAGUACUCUGCUGCUGUUGAGUUUUCAUCCCCAGAAAAAACAAACACUGCCAUUGAAAACAGCACUGACAAAAAGGUUAAUUCCAAUGCUAAGGAGUCUUGGGAAAGGGAUGUAACUAGUGGUGGUAAGGACGAUGAUUCAGAUUCAAAAUCAGAACUGCAAAUGAAGGAUAUUGUUGACAUGCUGAAGAAACUCAAAUUGAAUCCCCUGGCUAAGGAAUUCUUUCCUUCCUCUUAUUAUAACGGCCAGAUGGGGGCCAAAAAAAUUGUGCUAGCGGAAAAGAACUCCGGCAUUGAUGGUUCCCCAAUAAACCGUAGGAGAAGAAAUAACCACAACCAGGGCAGGAGGAGAGUGGGUGUUAGGACUUUCAGAGCUCAAAGAGAAGAUAGUAUCAGGCGAACAGUCUAUGUAUCUGACAUUGAUCAUAAUGUCACUGAAGAGCGGCUUGCUGCCCUAUUCAGCGCCUAUGGGCAAGUUGUUGAUUGUCGUAUUUGUGGCGAUGCAAACUCCCGUCUUCGCUUUGCUUUUGUAGAAUUCUCAGACGAGUAUUCUGCUCGAGCGUCUCUUAACCUUUGUGGGAUACUGUUGGGUUUCUCUCCUGUUAAGGUUCUGCCUUCUAAAACUGCCAUUCUUCCUGUGAAUCCUACAUUUCUUCCCAGGUCAGAAAACGAACGGGAGAUGUGUGCCAGGACAAUCUACUGUACCAAUAUUGAUAAGAGGGUUUCUCAGGCUGAUGUUAAGAAUUUCUUUGAAACAAGAUGUGGUGAGGUUUCCCGCCUGAGGCUCUUGGGGGAUCACAUGCAUUCGACUCGGAUUGCUUUUGUUGAAUUUUCCAUGGCUGAGAGUGCAAUACUUGCCCUUGAUUGUUGUGGCGAAAUUUUGGGAUCCCGACGCAUCAGGGUAAGCCCUUCAAAGACACCUGUGAGACCACAAGAUCCAUCCCCUGGAAUGCAGUUUAUGGCCUUUAGUUUCAAGGAUAGGUCGAACAAUGAGCACGAGUAG